AUGCAGAUCUCCGCACUCCUCUCCGUCGUCGCCUUCUCGGCCGCCGCCCUCGCCCAGCCGCUCUCCAUGGCCGCCAACGCCGCGCAGUGGACCAUCACCGGUCUGUCGCGCACCUGCGACGCCGCCGACAAGUCGUGCGACUGGACCUUCGGCAUCAACAACGGCGCCGCCGCCACCGCCGUCAAGUACACCGUCAAAGCCGCCGGCUCCACCCCCGCUAGCCGAUCCAACGGCGGCCCCGUCACCGUCGGCGAUUUCACCAUCACCAGCGGCUGGAGCGGCCAGUUCGGCGACGACAAGGGCUUUACUACCUUCUCUGUCGUCGACAAUGCUAAGCGCCAGAUCGUCUAUCCUUCCUACACCGACGCCCAGGUCAAGACCGGCCAAGUCGUCAAGCCUGACCAGAGCUACCCCGUCCAGAACCUCCCUUAA
This is a messenger RNA of Daldinia childiae, 432 nucleotides long. RefSeq lists its product as uncharacterized. Lineage: Eukaryota; Fungi; Ascomycota; Sordariomycetes; Xylariales; Hypoxylaceae. The record is from RefSeq and is a predicted model, not a curated record. Bases 1 to 432 code for a protein of 143 amino acids. The transcript is spliced from 2 exons.